CAGAGUGCAAUGCGAUAUGGACGGUGCAUGCUAGCUGCAUGAGGUUUGCUUGAAGAUAAAUAAUCAAACACAAUCAGCUCAUUUUAUUUUACGAACAAGAAACCGUGAAAAAGGAGUUGUAUUUUUUUUUCGACUUAAAGAGAGAAUUGGUUUCAAUGUUUAGCUAUGUUCCAGUCGAUGCGCCGAGUCUUUGAGAGUGUGGAAAAGACUCUACAUACGCUUGCCUCUCACGGCGAAGCGGGCGAACAUCCCUGGGACAACGAGCCCAACCUGUUUAAGAGAGACAUCAUGAUCUGCGCCUCACAUCUCGGAGAUGGCAACGAUGUAGAAGUCAGAACGGAAGCUGUGAGGAAGAUUGGUCAUUUGGCCUACACAGGAGGCGCUGAAGCAGCAAAAUGCGCAGCCACCUACCUCCCGAUCAUUGCCGAGAUACUCAAAGGCGAAACUACCACUUCAUCCUCGACGGCCCUUAAGACCGAAGUUGUCAAGGCGCUGAGUGAAAUAUGCCGGGCGCACAAGGAUAAUUGCAGCCAGGUAUGCGAGGGGCUUGUCCUGCUGCCCGUACUGGCGGAGUUGGUCACUUCACACGCCGACCCCGCCCUAACGCGGUGGUCUUGCUAUGCCUUGGUGGUGGUGUGCGCUUCCAGCACCAAGGUGGUCCGGGCGCUGAUGGAGUAUUAUUCCGAGACGGACGGCGGGAAUUUGAAGGAAUGUCUAGAGGAGAUGGAGGAGGGAUCCUGGAAGGGAUGGCCGAGGAACUAUGCGGCCGUGAUCAGGGACUUCCUGGGGCACGUCAAAGUGGACUUGAAUGCAAAAUGAAAGUGAUGAGGGGCGUCUUGUCUAAGGUGAUGAUGAAACACAUUUUAAAAAAUGAAUGGGACUGGCGGGCUGUGUAAAUAAUGGCUGUGAUAUAUUCAUGUGGAAUGCAUCGUUCAUAAUCGUACCAAAAGGAUGCAAUGACAGUGACACUUGUUCAGUUCACUGUAAUUGGUCUUAAUAAAUGGAAGUCUUUCUGUAAAAAAAAAAUGAUAUGUGCAUAAGACGUUCAUUGUCAGGUAAAAGGAAAUAAGAAUUAAGAUGACAAUUCUGGUGCAACUUUUUUUAGGGGGUGGGGGGGGGGAACUCUUUUGCAUAUUUCCUAACGCUGAGAACAUAACUCAUUAAAUGAGUAUUGACACAAACAAAACGAUAUCAUUUUGCACAUACUCAUGUUAUUUGGGUCACUACAACAGUCAUCAUUAUUUUAGUCUGAUAUUACAUAUACAUUGUACAUAUUCAGGAGAUCACAAAUGACAAAACACAGACAUUCACGAUUUAAUAGCUUAUUAUACAGCAUUACAUUCCAAUAAUAUUCACCACAACGUAUUAAGCUAUGAUACAAGUUCAAAAUAUGUCUAUUAUUAUGUAUUGACAUACUUUUUUUCCCACUUAGAAUUAAGUUCAGAUUAUGCUGUUAACAGAAAACUUAGCUUCGUUGUACUUCUGGAGUUUGACAUCUCUGUACGCAAACUAAAGGAACGUACAACACUGUUACCAGAUUUUGUGCAUUCCAAUCUUUUUGAAUGUUUACAUGCAAAGCAUUUCUGCCCAGCCAUUAAUAGGUUUGUUUAACAGUGAAAAGAAAUUGCCGAGUGACCAAAGUGAAAUGGCUAUAAAGCCAUGUCCGAAUCACUUGUCAAGAGCCAUUGUCUUGGUUUUCGACAUUCACAACCAUGUGGGAACACGCUGGCAACAGAUUUAUAUAGCUCUUCAAGUCCGUGUCGUAUAAGGCCUUUUGCAUGUGACAGGCUACUAUUAACGUGUUGCCAAGCAUUCAAAGUUCAUAAGCAAUAGGUUCUGAUUGUCAGCUCCACAAAUGUUGACUAAGCCCAUCCAGAACUAUCCAUAGUCAGGUGGCAUAUGACCGGAAUGGUGACCGACUGGUCCACAGCACCAACCUUGGCAGAUAGAUUCCUAUAGCCCUAAAGAAGAUAUUUAGAAGGGGGUGACACCUGGAAUUCUUUUUGGAAGGGUGCCUAAUUUGCAUAAAUCGUUAACACCUGCCAUGUAAUAUAUUUAUUCCCAUAUUUGGGUAUGUGUUUAUUUUUUAAAAAGUCUUUGUUGACGGUUCUACUUCCGUAUCGUUAAUUAAAUAAAAUUUUCUAAAUUAUUUAAGUGACUGAAUAAUCAUGAGGACAUAAUAAAGAUACACAAUAGCUACUAUUAUACCCUAAAGUUGCUUGCACUUUACUUGUCCUCAGAUAUCUUCAAGUAGUCUCGCCAAACAUGAGUAUUGAUGAGCUGCAAAUUCACAAAGUUACUUACUGGCAAAAAUAACCAGGACUCUAGGGCUAUAUGAAUAUACCUGCCAAGUUUGGUGCUUUGAACCAGUCGGUCAUGAUCUUGACAAAUAUUGGGUCUAAGCCACCUGACUAACAAACAAGCAGAAAGCAAUCCCUUUGAUGGCGUGAAUUCUCAGCCACAAUAUACAUGUACUAUUAAAGCAGAUUUACUGAGUUUGUGCUUGGCAGCUUAAUUCGAGUCAAUGAACAGAAUGUACAGGCCAUAGCACAUGAUUAAUGUACAAAUGUCACAGCUAUACUAUUGCUAAAAACAACUUAAUAUAUGUAUCUACUACCAAUUUGAGACCAACAUUUUAUUAACAUAUCUUCAAUUACCCCCCCCCCAAAAAAAAACACCCCACAUUUAAAAUAAAACAAAAAAAACCAAAAAUAGCUAAAUAAAAACAAAAAUAUAAAAGCCAAAACAAUUAUUUCUUCAGAGGGAAAAAUGUUAUUAGUCCCAAAUUCACUUAUUAGAAUGAAUGUAACAGCAUUAAACAAUAAUGUGACAUUCAAACCAACCAUUACAAAUUACAGAGUCAAUUCUAAAAUUAUCAAAGCAAAUAAUAAUAAUAAUGCAUACUUUUGUCAAUUUUAGAGUUUAUUGGUAUAAAAAUAAUCUGAAGUAUUGACAGAUUUUUUUUAAUUGACAAAGACAAUCAUCAGUUAAUUUCAACGACAGCACCACAACAAUUCACCACAGUAUUUGUGAUGAUAUAACUAUUCUAUUCUUACAAUUCAUAUAACAAAAUUCAAACUACAUCGUACAGCCUGUUUCUGUACCAAAAACCUAUGUUUGAUUUGCCUAAAAUCAAAUUUUUGAGGGGCACAUUUAGAUGUGCAAAUUGCAAAACUCAGGACACUUAAAUAUCUAUAGAUUCUUACAGGGACUUGAUUUCUAGUAUACAUGUACGAGUACAUCAAUUUCUUAUCAACAGGUUUUGGAUGUAGCAUUUUUGUGUUCACCUCUAAAUCGUAAACAGUUAGUUACAAAUUUACACUUACUUUUAUAACAAAUUAUAGUUCUAUUGAAAAGAAAAUGCCCACUUCAAUGUUAAAAAUGAAGAAAUUGCCCAAAAACCUGUUACUUCUUGCAAAAAAUACACUUCUUUUCCAAAGCUUUAUCACAAAAAUCCUGUAAACUAAUUUAGUGUAAACAAGGUUUUCUAUAACGAAGAAUUAUAACUACAUUUAUUGAUAAACUUAAUAGUAGUCAACUGCAAUAAAUUGAUUUAUUAGUCUGUUGCUGAGCUUGCAUGCAGUGUACCCAACCUCCUCUGCCCUGAUUUUUUUAAGACUAUCAAUUUGUUACAUUUAGAGGCCGGCAUUAAAAAGUAUACAUCUAUAUUUUUAAGAGUACAUCAAAAGUACAUUUUCAGACAACUGCAUUUGUGAAAUAUCUAGUCCUACAGACUAAUCAUCACAAAUGCCAAUAAAUAAUCAGAAUUAACUGCUGUUAUCCAAAUAAUUGACACUUCUAGAACCUCUACAGAAAAAUCCUUUGUACAUAGAAUUGACUAGUCAACAAUGACAAAUAUGGUUAUGCUUGUUCAGUUGAAACGUGUAUAAUACAAAGGCUUUCAGAUACGAAAAGUGCAACAAUAUUGUUUCCUUUGAAAAGUCAUGCAUUGUUACUACAGCUCCUGUGUUUAUAUGUUCUUAAUAUUAACAUGUGUAAAAACAAAAGCAAUUACAAGGGGUCUGGUUUAGAGUAGGGUGAGUGAGCAGGGAGGAUAGGGACAAGAUGUGUUUAAAACAGGCCACGUGUCAUAAGUAUGA
Molecule: messenger RNA, 4100 nt
Organism: Patiria miniata (bat star)
Lineage: Eukaryota; Metazoa; Echinodermata; Asteroidea; Valvatida; Asterinidae
Exons: 2
Coding region: 166-819 (217 amino acids)
Source: RefSeq, a predicted model, not a curated record